Messenger RNA from Aspergillus novofumigatus IBT 16806, 3076 nucleotides. RefSeq names its product putative response regulator. Bases 1 to 2598 code for a protein of 865 amino acids. Gene Ontology annotation, cellular component: Mcs4 RR-MAPKKK complex. Gene Ontology annotation, molecular function: phosphorelay response regulator activity; protein kinase activator activity. The record is from RefSeq and is a predicted model, not a curated record. The transcript is spliced from 4 exons. NCBI's taxonomy places the organism in Eukaryota, Fungi, Ascomycota, Eurotiomycetes, Eurotiales, Aspergillaceae. Gene Ontology annotation, biological process: osmosensory signaling via phosphorelay pathway.
AUGCCUGACCGCCGCCUGUCGCAGCUGCUCAAGUCGAAGCUUCUGCGCCGAUCAUCGACCACGGCUACGACCUAUGCAAAACAGAAUCAGAAACCCGUUAACGUUCAGAAAAAGGCGGCCGCCGGAGCGGAUCCGCCUGUCGACCCCAACUCAACCUCCGACCUUUCCUGUUCCCUGCCUCCUCAUCUCUUGACCCCUAACGAAGGAGAGGGUGAUGCCAAAUCCCGUGCCUACAGCAUAGUUUCCUCCAUACCCCUCGACCAUCCCAGUACCCCCGACGAGAUUCCUGGUCCUGCUACUGGUUCCUCAGCGGGCUGCGAUCAGUACUUCACCCACUUCGACCGAUCGGGCGCAAACUCACAUCAAGAAGGAUCGCAGAACGGUUCGAUUCAGCAGUCUCCGACAUUCACAAGGACCCUUCGGCACAAGCAGCCGACCGAGGAAAAAGACAAGGGGAAGUCACAAUCGCGGGACGGGGAUCAAGAAGGCGAAUACCGCUACGAACGUAUCCGGAACGGCUCCAACGACUCCGAUCCUAAGUACAGCUUGACCACAGAGCUUGCCAAUAAGCCCUCUACACCACAGACUCCCGCUGGCGACGACUUGCUACAUCCAGCGUCGGGGACCCCUCCUCCCCUUUCGGCUUCGCUGCCAGGGCCCGCUGGCGCAAGCUCGCUUCAAUCAGCAUAUCGACCAGUCCGAGAAAAUUCCAGCGUGCCACUACUCGAUCCACAAUUGACUCCGUCCUUGGGUGCUGUCGCUGAGGACUCUUCUGGAGAAUCUGUCUCCCAGUUCGUCGGCCCUCCGUCGUCGUCGCCGUUUCCGAAGCGCCCCACCAUUGGGGUCCGCCGUCAGUCGCUUCUUCCAGCCUCACAUCAACACUUGAUCAGUGGUCUUCUGGGUUUCGGGCCUUCUCAGAACCUCGACCUGAGCAACGGCCACCCUGCCACAGUCAACGGUGAGAUGAUUCCUCGAAAAAUCUGGGUCAAACGGCCAGGUGGCUCGGCCACCCUGGUACCGACCAUGGAAAAUUCGCUUGUCGACGAGCUGCGCGAUCAAGUUAUCAUGAAGUACGCGAACUCUUUGGGGAGAACAUUUGAUUCACCUGAUAUCAUGAUCCGCAUUUCUCCUCGAGAAGGCUCCAACCGGCAGUCUACGCCCGAGCGGAUAUUGAGUCCUGAGGAGCCGUUGGGUGUGGUCAUUGACACUUAUUUUCCUGGUGGUCAGACGGUGGACGAAGCGUUGGUCAUAGAUAUCCCUCAACGGCGGACGCCGAAACCAUCCCCGCGCCACCCUGUCUAUUAUCACCAUUCGGAACCGGGCGAGCAUGGCGACGUGAACGCCCAUACGGCCCCCUCAAUCUCUAUUCUCACCACGGGUAUGGCGCCUCCGCUACCCUCACCAGGCAAUAGAGCAAACCGACAUUCUCGCCGGCCACCACUCACUCGACAUACUACCAACUCACCCACAAUGCUUGGUACAGCGCCGAAUCCAAAAGACUCGAGUAUGGCCUCGUGUCCUCAACCUCCCGCAGCAGCGCCCCAGGUCCCUACGCCGCCUGGUCCUCCUCCGGAAUCUCCUCAGACCAAAACGCACACGCCGCCAGCGCGUGUUGCCUCGCCGCGCCCGCGUCCCACAAAACCGAAGAAGGGCGGCAACGGCCAAUCGCCAAACGCUGCCUUUGGUGGCCUUAUUGAAGGCACGGUACCUCCCAUCAACGUCCUCAUUGUCGAAGACAAUAUCAUCAACCAGAAGCUCCUGGAAGCUUUCAUGAAGCGCCUCAGCGUCCGUUGGAAGUGCGCUGCGAACGGUGAGGAGGCGGUGAGGAAAUGGCGCCAGGGUGGGUUUCACUUGGUCCUGAUGGAUAUCCAACUCCCCGUCAUGAACGGGUUAGAUGCGACAAAGGAGAUCCGGAGACUUGAGCGCCUGAACGGGAUCGGUGUCUUCACCAAGACGGCCUCGGGACGAUCGAGUGCCAGUUCUGUGUCGCCAGAAGUGAACCAAUCAUCAUCGGAGCUUUCGCUGUCUGAGGAGGAUACUCUACAUGACUUGUCUCUGUUCAAGAGUCCCGUUAUCAUUGUCGCUCUCACCGCUAGUAGUUUGCAGAGUGAUCGGCAUGAGGCUCUGGCUGCCGGCUGCAAUGACUUUUUGACCAAGCCCGUUGGAUUUCCUUGGUUGGAGCAGAAGGUGACAGAAUGGGGCUGCAUGCAAGCUCUGAUUGACUUCGAAGGCUGGCGGAAAUGGCGAGGAUUUGCCGACGAAGCCCAGUCACCUUCUCCCACCGAUGGAGGUCUCACCAGCCCUCUGCAGACGGGCGCUAAUGGUGUGUCCAGUAGAACCUCGACCUCCUCGUCAUCUGGAGCAGUCAACGCGACGGCCCGGGAGCUUGACGCAGGUCCUGGUGUGGGCAAACGCAAGUCCACCGUUCCCGAAUUGACCAAGCCCGUGGAUAUCCUUCCUGGGGAACCUCCCGGAAGUGGUAGUGGCGAGGGCAAUGAGACCCUUGAUUCACCGGCCAGUCCUCUUACCUCCCUGCAUGUUGGUGACCCGACUGAACCUUCUGGCGAUGAGGAGCAACAAGCUCUUGAUGCUACGUAGUCAGUUGCAUUCUCCGCAACUCAGGCCUCAAUAUCUCCCUUUGAUGUCAUUAUACUCACAUGGUUUGUACGAGGAGAGUUCCUUUGUUUGAUAUUACACAUUGUUCCCUCCCUCCAGUCUCUUACAUGUCCCGCUUUUCUGUAUCUUCCAUUGGAUACCCAGCAUAGCCAUUUACUCCUCGAGUCCUUCUACCAUACAUGAUGCCCGUACCUUGUUGAUUCGUCCAUUUCCAGUGUUUACCAACAUCUCCUUUGUUGAGCGGCAUGAAUCCAUUGUAUAUACUACCACUGCUUUAGCGACAUCCUCUCACAUACGAAAGGAGAUGUCUUGUUCUGCGUUUGUUGUUUUGUGAAUCCAUGCAUCACCGCAUUGUCUUCCGCAUUCUCCUUUAUUUGUUAGCCUAAGGCCCUUACUGGAUUGACAUCCUGAUACUGGCAACUGUUCCAAUGUUUCCAAUGCUAUUGUCUAAUGAGACCAG